AUGCCCAACGAUGGAGCCAACCCGGCCAUUGGUGCUGUGGGAGCUCUAGAGUAUGUGGAGGAGAUGAAAGUCGAGGUGAUGUGCCUGGGACGGACGAUCAUGCUGCAGGCGGUGGAGGCACUGAAGAAGGCUCACCCGUAUGAAGAGGUUGCGUACGAGGUGUACAAGAUGGAGAACGUACACCACCCGCAAAACGCCUCUUUCGAAGCGGUGCACCUUGAGCGAAUCUCCUCCCAUCACCGACCUCAUCCUCACCCUCAUCUCCGCCACUCCCCCCGUCUUCUGCCAGAAAUGGCCUCUAAACUCUUCCCUGUCGCCCCCCGGGCCGGUCGCCAGUUCCUCCAGUCCCUCCCCAAGACCCAAUGCCGGCCCUUCUCCGCCGGUCCGCAACUUUACAGCGACUCCCUGUCUGUGCACCGCAACAAGCCCAACAACAACCCGUCGAUCCCCUUCAAGUUCAACGAGCAGAACCUCAAACUCAUCGAUGAGAUCCUCAAGCGCUAUCCCCCCCAAUACAAGAAGGCCGCCGUCAUGCCGAUCCUGGACCUCGGUCAGCGCCAGCACGGCUUCACCAGCAUCAGUGUGAUGAACGAGGUCGCCCGCCUUCUGGAGAUGCCCCCGAUGCGUGUCUACGAAGUCGCGACCUUCUACACUAUGUACAACCUCGAAUGUCUGGGCGCCUGUGUCAACGCCCCCAUGGUCCAGAUCAACGACGACUACUACGAGGACCUCACCCCCGAGUCGAUCAAGGCCCUUCUCACCGCGCUCAAGGAGUCCUCCACCGGCUCCGCCAAGGUUCCCGCCCCUGGUCCUCUGAGCGGACGGCAGACCUGCGAGAACAGUGCUGGUCUCACGAACUUGCGGGACCCGGUCUGGGAUCCGGAGACGAUGAUGCGACAGGACGGUGCCCUGGAUCAGCCGCAGCAGCCUUCAGCUUAA
Molecule: messenger RNA, 939 nt
Organism: Aspergillus terreus NIH2624
Lineage: Eukaryota; Fungi; Ascomycota; Eurotiomycetes; Eurotiales; Aspergillaceae
Exons: 4
Coding region: 1-939 (312 amino acids)
Molecular function (GO): NADH dehydrogenase activity
Source: RefSeq, a predicted model, not a curated record